AAUCACUUGGUGUGCCCACUUCCCUUUUAAGUGCAAGAACAACGAAAGCUCAACAUGGGUGACUGGAGUGCCUUAGACCAGCUCCUAGAAAAGGCCCAACCCUACUCCACAGCUGGAGGGAAGGUAUGGCUCAAGGUCCUUUUCAUUUUCCGAAUCCUGCUCCUGGGCACUGCCAUUGAGUCAGCCUGGAGUGAUGAGCAGCUUAAGUUCCAUUGCAACACUCAGCAGCCUGGUUGUGAAAAUGUCUGCUAUGACCAAGCUUUCCCAAUCUCUCAUGUGCGCCUCUGGGUCCUACAGAUCAUAUUCGUAUCUGUGCCUACACUCUUAUACCUGGCACAUGUGUUCUACGUGAUUCGUCAGAAAGAGAAGUUGAACAAGCAAGAGAAGGAACUUGGAGUUGCUCAUUUAAAUGGUGCCAGUGUGGAAAUGCACUUCCAUAAAAUUGAAGAAAAGAAGUUCAACUGUGACAGUGAAGAACAUAAUAAUGUGAAAAUGAAAGGCAGGUUGCUGCUUACCUACAUGCUCAGUAUCUUCUUCAAGGCUGUCUUUGAGAUGACCUUCUUGCUGAUCCAGUGGUACAUUUACGGAUUUACCCUGAAGGAAAUUUACAUUUGUGAAUACCCUCCUUGCCCACAUCAGGUGGACUGCUUCCUCUCUCGGCCCACAGAAAAAACCAUCUUCAUCCUCUUCAUGGUAGUGGUGUCCCUGGUGUCUUUAGUGUUGAAUAUAUUUGAGCUGUCCUGUGUCUUAUUUAAGGCCAUUAAGAAUCGUGUGAGACGUGAGGAUAAUAUUUACUGUGGUACAACUGAUCUACAGAGCCUUUCCCAUGUCUCCUCACCAAAUGUCCUUUCUACCAUGUUUCCUCAGGAUAAGGUGGUUCCUGUGGAUCAUUCUUUAGUCUGUAUUUAA
Messenger RNA from Phodopus roborovskii (desert hamster), 909 nucleotides. RefSeq names its product gap junction alpha-6 protein. Gene Ontology annotation, biological process: cell communication. The coding region runs from base 55 to 909 and encodes 284 amino acids. Gene Ontology annotation, cellular component: connexin complex. The record is from RefSeq and is a predicted model, not a curated record. The transcript has a single exon. NCBI's taxonomy places the organism in Eukaryota, Metazoa, Chordata, Mammalia, Rodentia, Cricetidae.